CCACAUUAUUGUUCAAGAUGGUGACUGUCAACAUGAAGAAGUCAAUUUUGAUUAUCUCUGCUUUUGUUUUCGCUUUUGUAAGUUGUUCUCCGCGUGAUUGGGAGAAAUUACUCUCUGAACGGAAGCAGAAUGCUGAUGGAAAACAUUGGGCUCUGGUGGUAGCAGGAUCGAACGGAUGGUAUAAUUACAGACACCAGGCGGAUGCUUGCCAUGCCUACCAGAUCCUGCAUCAGAAUGGCAUCCCAGAUGAGAGGAUUGUUGUCAUGAUGUUUGAUGAUAUUGCAAACAAUAGAGAAAAUCCCACCCCAGGUGUUAUGAUUAACCGUCCAAAUGGAACAGAUGUCUACCAUGGUGUCCCAAAAGAUUACACUGGAAAGGAUGUGACACCAGAGAACUUUUUGAGUGUGCUGACAGGGAAUGCAUCUGCUGUGCAGGGUAUUGGAAGUGGGAAAGUAAUUGCAAGUGGUCCCAAUGAUCAUGUGUUUGUCUAUUUCACCGACCAUGGUGCCCCUCAUCUAAUUGCUUUCCCAGCCUCUGAGUUGCAUUCGAAAGACCUGUUGACUGCCUUGAAUCAGAUGCACACCAAUAACCAGUUUAAACAGCUGGUGUUCUACCUGGAGGCCUGUGAAUCGGGAUCAAUGUUUAAACAACUCCGCGAUAACAUAAACGUCUUUGCUACAACUGCUGCCAAUGGUAAGGAGUCGUCCUACGCCUGCUACUUUGACAAGAAAAGGAAGACGUACCUCGGUGAUGUUUACAGUGUGAAGUGGAUGGAGGACUCUGAUGUGGAGAACUUGAAGACCGAGACACUUGAGAGGCAGUUUGAAAUUGUAAGGAAAGAGGUGAACACCAGCCACUGUGAGCAGUUUGGUGACAUGUCGAUCGCAAAGGAGCCAGUCUCCUUCUUCCAGGGCGGGAUGAACAUGGUCGAGAGGAAAGCCAGAGCUCCGUUGCCACCAGUGGAGUUGGAUGCUGUCCCACAAGAAGAUGUGCCAAUUGCCAUUUUGACCCGUAGUUAUUUCCUGGCUGAAACUAAGGAGGAAAAGGAACGCAUUAGGAUUAAACUUCAUAAGGAACUUGAGCUGCGGCAUAGGAUUGAUAGGCAGGUGAAGGUGAUAGCCCAACGUCUUGGACGACCUGAAGCUCUUGAGGAGAAGAGAGAUCUGAGUACAGGCAACCAUGAAUGUUACAAACAGGCCGUCACAACAUUCUCCAAACAGUGCCAUGUCCUUGGGCAGGUUGACUAUGCCCUAAGACACAUGUAUACUCUGGUGAACCUGUGUGAAUAUGGUAUCGAUGCUGAUGUGAUUGCUGAAACUGUCCGACGUGUCUGCUAUCUGCGAUAGUUCAACAAGAUAAAAACCUUUUUGAUUCAAAAUUUAUUAGUGACUUAAGUGUUUGCCGAUAUUGCCAAAUUUGUAUCAGACGGGGCUUGAGAAAAUCGUAUGUCAUUUUUGCACCGGCAUCAGCUGUACAUGUAAAUAGCCCUGUGAUAUCAGAAGAUCGGGUGACAAAGAUGACAGAGGUGCUAAUUAUCAUGAAGAGAUUUUCAAAUAUUUUGUAAAAUCCUUACAUGUAUGUAAUUGUGCUGAAUACAACUGCAUGUAGCACAUGCAACUGCAAUAUACAAGAUGUAUGCUAUAAGUCAAGCUUGUUGACAUGAACUAUACAUCACCUGACGAUUGAACUACGGACAGGACUCGGGAGUGAUGCGUAUUGCUUUACGUGUACAUGUAAUUUAGUGCAGCAUUCCUAAGGUGUAAUCCACAGAUACUGGCUGAUUAACUUGUGUUGUAAUUGGUUGACCGUGAUGUUAAGAUUACUUUAAAAAAUUCGAUUUCUUCUUUGGUCACAAAUCGUCCAAGUCGGGACUUAAGAUUAGUUUAUACAAAUCAGUUUGGAUGAAUAACUUACAGCUGGACAUUUCCUUUGUUGUGCCAUAAAUAUACAUGUGUCAAUCAUACAAUAGGCAUUGUACUUAUAAUUGAACAUUUCUCUGGUUAAAACUUAACAUGUAGCUCUAUUGAUAAGUUUGUACAAUACAUUUUGCAAAAUUCUG
Messenger RNA from Lineus longissimus, 2059 nucleotides. RefSeq names its product legumain-like. Lineage: Eukaryota; Metazoa; Nemertea; Pilidiophora; Heteronemertea; Lineidae. Gene Ontology annotation, molecular function: cysteine-type endopeptidase activity. Gene Ontology annotation, biological process: vacuolar protein processing. The record is from RefSeq and is a predicted model, not a curated record. The transcript is spliced from 12 exons. The coding region runs from base 18 to 1346 and encodes 442 amino acids.